Tripterygium wilfordii is the source of this 1601-nucleotide messenger RNA. Its product is annotated as transcription factor MYB61-like. Gene Ontology annotation, biological process: regulation of stomatal movement. The coding region runs from base 147 to 1229 and encodes 360 amino acids. The transcript is spliced from 3 exons. The record is from RefSeq and is a predicted model, not a curated record. Lineage: Eukaryota; Viridiplantae; Streptophyta; Magnoliopsida; Celastrales; Celastraceae.
CUCUCUCUCUGUUUCAAAGCAUAUAGUACAAUAAACCAAAGCCGCCUCUGCUUCAUUGUACUAGAGACAGUUCACCUAGGAUUCAACAAAUAUUGGUGUUUUAGGGAAGGAAUUUUCCACAUUGAAAAACUUGGUCUUUAGUACAAAUGGGGAGGCACUCUUGCUGUUACAAGCAGAAACUAAGGAAAGGACUGUGGUCACCAGAGGAAGACGAGAAACUCUUGAGGUAUAUUACCCAGUACGGCCAUGGUUGUUGGAGCUCUGUACCUAAACAAGCUGGUCUGCAAAGGUGUGGGAAGAGCUGCAGAUUGAGGUGGCUUAAUUACUUAAGGCCUGAUUUGAAAAGAGGCACAUUUUCAGAGCAAGAAGAGAAUCUUAUAAUUGAACUCCAUGCAGUUCUUGGGAACAGGUGGUCACAGAUUGCAGCACAAAUGCCAGGAAGAACUGAUAAUGAAAUAAAGAAUCUGUGGAAUUCUUGCCUGAAAAAGAAGCUGAGACAGAGAGGUAUUGACCCAGUCACUCACAAACCUCUAUCAGAAGUUGAAAAUGGAGAAGACGACAUGAAGACUCCAUCAAAUAGUCAAGAUAAGGUUUCUGGGUUAUCAAGUGAACUCAACAUUCUCAGCUCCGACAACAACUCAAGGCCUCUGACCAAUUUGCAAGAAAAUAUACCUUCUUCAGUUUCUGGACAAAUUAAUGGCAGCAAUGGAUAUGCUUCUUCAACCUCCCCUGAUGAAGGCUCAACCUGUUUUCCUCUCCAGAACCAAUUCAACUACUUACCAAAUCCAAGAAUCCCCACAAAUUCAAACCCAAAUCUCUGGUUUACCCAGACAAGCAAAGCUUUUGAUAUGAACUCUGAAUUCACUUCCACUUCAUCUUCAAUCCUUCCACCAAUAAGCAACAACUCUUUUGUUUCUUCAACUCCUCCUCCUAUGACUUACAGGCCUCACAUUACUCUUCCUCCUGAUACUCCCACUAUGGCUUCUUUCCCAAUCAAUGGUUCUCGAUACUGGGAACCUGGUGCCCCAAGCAAUAACAGUAACAGCAGCAGUGGAAGCUCCUUCUUUGAGAACAACUUAUUUUCUUGGGGAUCAUCGGUAGAAUGUGGAGCAACAUCAAUGAAAGAGACCCAGAUCCACCAGCUACUGGAAACCCAAAAUGGAGAGAUCAAGUGGCCUGAAUAUCUCCAAAAUCCGGUGUUAAUGGCUGCUGCUUUACAGAAUCCUUAGUCUUUGUACAAUGAGAGUAAGUCAUUAACUCAUAUUUUGAGUGAUAAUUCAAGUGGAUUGUUGAAUCAUAAUCAGCAGCAAGAGAACACUGAUUCUCACAGGCUUACGACGGCCUACGGACAGUUAUAGCUUUGAAUUGAUUCAACAAAUGCUGCUUCUGCUUCUUCUUCUUCUUCUUCUUCAUCUUCAUCAUGGUUGAUUAAAGGUGUGUGUGCCAAUUGAGUUUUCUUCUGUAUAUAAGUCUUUUGCUACAAACAUUUCUUACUUUGUUGCCUUUUUUUUGUUCUUAAACUUGUUGGGUUUGGUUAGAAUUGCAGAAUAAAGUUUGUUAUGUUGUCUUUUUUCUCUUACUGGAUAUGCUUUGUGUUGUUG